GACAGCGCUCAAUCUGAUCUGAAGAGAGUAGCAGAUCAGCAUUGGAGUGAUGGGGCCUUAGAGGCCGACUUACGACGAGCUGACUUCAUAUUUAGACGACGUGCCAUGGAAGAUGCAUACAUGGCAUUGAAGCUAGAAGAUGUACUGCUUUUUUUUCCAACAUCGUUGUGGUUUUAUAAGAAACAUUCAUGACAUGAUGGCAAACAAAUUUUACCAAUUUCCUUCAAAUGAAAGGUCUUUCUCUCUCAAAGAUAAAAUGGGAUUCAUUACACUCAAAAAGAAUGGGAAAGCUCUUGAUCUAUUUGCAGAUGAGGUCACAACAGACCGUAUGCAAGCCAUUCAGGAAGCUUAUUGGACUAUGGCAUCUGCCUUACUGCCAUCUAGUCCAUGAUUCUAGCACAAGUCUUAUGGCUCUGAGAACUAUCAUCUAACAGUUUUCACUAGGAUGUAACUAUCUUACAACGAUGAGUCUCGAAGCUUCAAUGCAGCUAUUUGGUGAUGCUAAGGCCAAAUAUCUAAAUCCUUAUCUAUUUCAUCCCGGUUUCUUAUAAGUGUUCUUGGUGACAUCGUACAACUAGUUUUAGUGAUGUAUAGACACUUCUCCUCAAAUGACUAAUCCAAUUCGAGACUUCUGCUUCAUUUGAACUUGUUUAAACCAAGGAACCAUGCUGUUUUCCCUUGAUGCUAUGCUGAAUUGCCUUGCUCUUGGAUUCACUUUUCGGUUAUUCAACAG
Molecule: messenger RNA, 733 nt
Organism: Zingiber officinale
Lineage: Eukaryota; Viridiplantae; Streptophyta; Magnoliopsida; Zingiberales; Zingiberaceae
Product: senescence-associated protein OSA15, chloroplastic-like
Exons: 5
Coding region: 140-391 (83 amino acids)
Biological process (GO): cellular response to oxidative stress; leaf senescence
Cellular component (GO): chloroplast
Source: RefSeq, a predicted model, not a curated record